Molecule: messenger RNA, 894 nt
Organism: Emericellopsis atlantica
Lineage: Eukaryota; Fungi; Ascomycota; Sordariomycetes; Hypocreales; Bionectriaceae
Exons: 2
Coding region: 1-894 (297 amino acids)
Biological process (GO): inositol metabolic process; signal transduction; phosphatidylinositol phosphate biosynthetic process
Molecular function (GO): inositol monophosphate 1-phosphatase activity
Source: RefSeq, a predicted model, not a curated record
AUGGGCGACCUCGACCUCCAAGCCAUCCACGAUGAGAUGGUCUCCAUCGCCUACGCCGCCGGCGCCAUGAUGCUCGAGGCCAACCCACAAGACAUCGAUCAAGGGACAAAGCUCAACUCCGUCGACAUUGUCACAGAGACCGACCAGGCCGUUGAGAAAAUGGUCUCCUCUCGCCUCUCCGGUGCCUUUCCCAACAUUGCCUUUAUGGGCGAGGAGACAUACACACCCGGCGCACGCAUCGGUCCCGAGCCUACCUUUGUCGUGGACCCGAUCGAUGGCACGACCAACUUUAUCCACUCCUUCCCCAACGCGUGCAUCUCGCUGGGCUUGAGCGUCGAGAGGGAGCCCGUGGUGGGUGUCAUCUACAACCCCUGGCAGGACCUCCUCUUCACGGGGAUCAAAGGGCGAGGGGCGUACAUGACGAGGAUCAAGGGUUCUACGCCGCGGCAGCUGCCGUUGGCCAAGACGCCCAGGGGUCUCGACGGUCUCGACAGCGCUCUGAUUGCGGUGGAAUGGGGCUCCAGCCGCGAUGGUCCCAACUUUGACCUCAAGACCAAGGUCUUUAGCAAGCUGGCCGCCAGCAAGGAGACGGGGGGCGCCAUGUGCCACUCGCUCCGCAGCCUGGGAAGCGCGGCGCUGAACCUGGCCAGCGUGGCGGCAGGGCAGAUGGACGCCUACUGGGAAGGCGGGUGCUGGGCUUGGGAUGUCUGCGCGGGCUGGUGUAUACUCAAGGAAGCCGGGGGCAUGAUGGUCAGCGGAAACCCGGGUAACUGGGAGCCUGCGCUGGAGGAGAGGGUGUAUCUCGCCGUCAGGGGGGCGCCCACCGGGCAGAAGGAGUUUGUCGAGGAGUUUUGGGGUGUCAUGGGCGAUGGGGCGAUGGAUUACAAGGUAUAG